Molecule: messenger RNA, 546 nt
Organism: [Torrubiella] hemipterigena
Lineage: Eukaryota; Fungi; Ascomycota; Sordariomycetes; Hypocreales; Clavicipitaceae
Source: the annotation of a GenBank genome assembly
AUGUCCUCUGAGCAGCAACGAAUAGACGAGCUCCUGCAACGAUAUUUGCUUCUCGUAGAUGAAUAUUCACGUCUCCGAGAGAACCUGGCCUCAUUGCAGCGUGGCGUGUUUCAAGAUAUCGCGAGAGCCAAUUUCGGAGCAGAGCGCGGCCUAAGAUAUGGACAAGACCACUACGAUGAGCGAAUGAAGGCGUCCAAACAAGUUACAAUAGUCGAAAGCGAGGGCUCAAAGCUCCCAAUAUUCACAGUAUACAACAAGAAGCCUCAGCCUGAGACAGAAAAAGCCGACGCUACACCCAGCGACGAUGGCGUUGAUCAUGACGAAUCCGCAUCAACCGCAGCAUCACCGCGGAAAAAAGCUACCAAUCCUCUGAGCUGGUUUGGUGUUUUGUCACCCCCUCAGAUUAGGUCUGCACAAAGCCAGUCAAUACAAGUCAUAGACGAUAUUAUACCUCGGCUCACUACCAUUGAUGCGGAGAUGCGCCAUGUGGAAAUUGAGGUGCGCCGGGCUCGCAAACGAAGAGCGAAGGCUAAAAAUGAAGUAUAA